AUGAAGCUAUCAUCUAUCAUUGUCCCUGCGUGUUUCGUAGGCAUGGCUGCAUCAGUUGACAUGUCUCUAUACUCAGCAGGAACUGGAGUUGAUGCAGCGUUCAAGCCCUUUCUGCAAGAGCUUUAUGCGUCUGCUGAGGAUCCCGCUGCUACAACAAGGUUCACCAAUUUCUUCACAGUGGAUGGGAAGCUCAUUGUUCUUGAAAACACUGCCACCGGGGCCGAGCAGAUUGUCGCGUUGAAACAGGCGCUCCUCCCGACGGCGGGCAACAAGCAUUGGGAUCAUUUACCGAAUAUAACAACUGUUUCCUCAGAGACGGCUGCGCAGAAGACCUACCAGGUGCUUGGUGUUAUUGAGACUACUUUUGAUGGUGGCAAUUGUUCUCUGGCAUACUAUUCGAGUCGCUUCACUGUGACCAAAGGUGCCAACGGUUCACCAAACCUCACUCCCCACAGUGGGAGCCUCGUCGCAUACGACGACUUCGUUGUGAGUCCGUCGAAGUCGCCGACCGACAUACCCUGUACAGCUUAG
Molecule: messenger RNA, 531 nt
Organism: Bipolaris zeicola 26-R-13
Lineage: Eukaryota; Fungi; Ascomycota; Dothideomycetes; Pleosporales; Pleosporaceae
Exons: 3
Coding region: 1-531 (176 amino acids)
Source: RefSeq, a predicted model, not a curated record